Messenger RNA from Raphanus sativus (radish), 1459 nucleotides. RefSeq names its product ATP-dependent helicase rhp16. Lineage: Eukaryota; Viridiplantae; Streptophyta; Magnoliopsida; Brassicales; Brassicaceae. The record is from RefSeq and is a predicted model, not a curated record. Bases 914 to 1165 code for a protein of 83 amino acids. The transcript is spliced from 3 exons.
UUUUGGCUUCAUCCAGUUAGGGCUUCAUUCCACAACUCAGCCUCGCCGUCUCCGCUUUUUAAUCUAUGAAGCUAAUGAUUUCUCCUCUCAUCUCUUUAUCUCCCUUUUUGUUCAACGUAUUUUUUCUUUUAAUUCGCCAUUAUUCACAUUAAACCCAGAAAGAUGUGGACCUUUCUGUUUCUUUCACGUCAGUCUAUAACUAGGAGAAGGUUGAGAGCAGGAUGGAUCUUCAUCUCCACUCCGCAAGCUUCGUGCCCAACCUCUAACCCUCUCAUUCCAACCUCUUCCGGCGUCACGAUCCCGUCCCGGAAUCCGCUGCUCUGUUUCGGCCGGCGAGACCACGAAACGACUCCGUGGAAGAUGUCCCUGACAUAUCAUGGGGCUGCGAUAUAGAUUCAGUCCAAAACGUCACUUCUCUUCAGAUAUGGUUCUCCGGUUCAGGCCCCCUGCCGCAGAAAAUUGCUCUCGACAGAGUCGACAUCGGAGAGAGAGGACUCGAAUAAAAAGAAUAAGCUGAAAAAUAAAGAAAAAGAAACUCACCAGUGAUUAUGGCUGUUGUGGAACGAGGGUUACAGUUCUCCGUUACCGCAUCCGCUGGAAUCGAUUACCUUCGCAGUCGAUGACAAUUCUCACGGAGUAACCACGAACAAGAAGCCGCUUAACAAUUGGGCGACCAAGGUAGGAAACGCCGUAGCAAAGUAAGUAAUUUCCAUAAAAUAGAAAAAGUAGAAUGGAAUCUGUUAGAUUAAUAUUUAGACAGGUUACAUUCAGAAAUCUGUCAGAUUAAUAUUUUCUUUGGUUAUUUUACUUUGAACGUGACUUCUUGUGAAAAUGUGUUCUAUAAAGCUUGUAUGAUUGAUUCGCUGCAUCCCUGAGACAAGUCAGCUGUCCAACAUGCUCAACACUACUGACUAUGGAUUGGAUUGCUAAAUUUGACAUUGAGCAGCAAGCAAACAAGACAACAAUUAAAGGAUUUAGAGCCUUAAGCAUUUUGAAUCGGAUCAUGCUCGAUGAUUUUCAGACAAGUACAAAGAUUGAGGCUUUGAGGGAAGAAAUAAGGCUCAUGGUCGAAAGAGAGGGGUCUGCAAAAGCAAUAGCUUUCAGCCAGUUCACAUCAUUUUUGGAUCUGAUAAACUACACCCUCGGGAAGUGUAGGUUUGGUUGAAACCAACUGGUGGGAAGCAUGUCAAUGGCAGCUAGAGAUGUUUCUAUCAAUAAAUUCAAGGAAAAUCCUAAUUGCAAAGUUUUCUUGAUGAGUUUGAAAGCUGGAGGUGCUGCUCUCAGAUUAAAAGUCUCUUCUAUGUUUUGUGGUCUGAUAGUUUGACGGCUGUUUCCCGUGUGACGUUGUAUGUAGAAAGUUAUAUGAUUGUUUUUAUAUCCAAUCAGAGAACCUCAUAUUACUAAGAGAUUAGCACACCAGAACUCAUUUUUCUAUAAAACAAUUACUUAAAACACACAA